Nipponia nippon (crested ibis) is the source of this 636-nucleotide messenger RNA. The record is from RefSeq and is a predicted model, not a curated record. Lineage: Eukaryota; Metazoa; Chordata; Aves; Pelecaniformes; Threskiornithidae.
AUGCUCUGCUACCGCCUCGCGGUGCUGCUGCCUGCGGCCGCCUUCCCCUGCAGAACCCCACACCCGCAGCGCCCGGACAACACCACAGCCUCGAAGCUGCUGGGGACGUGGCUGUACGUGGCCGGGGCCGCUCAGUUCCCCCGGCACCUCCUGGAGAUGCUGCUCAUCGACCACGGCCACCUCCACGUGGAGCCCCACGCCAGCGAGCGGGAGCUGCUCAUCACCCAGCGCGUGGCUGUGGGGGACCAGUGUCUCACCAACAACUCCACCUACUUCGAAAUCGCCACCAGUAACACCACGCUGGUGAAGCACGCCAAGACCCAGCAAACCGUGGGGACGCUGAUGAACCUCAGCUCUGAAGACCUUUUACUCAUCCAGUACCAACUGCAGAGGGACAGGACGUAUUCAGGACUGUAUCUCUAUGCCCGAAACCUGAGCGUGAGCACAGCCCACCAGGAAGAGUUCGAGCACCACGCCAAGUGCCUGGGGCUGAGCGAAGAGGAGAUCGUGUACGCGCCGUGGAAAACGCAGAGGCGAGCGGCCCCCAGGAGCUGCAGCAAGGGGCAGCAGGGGCCGGUGCCCCGGGGCGCUGCACGGCCCCGCUUCAGGCGAAGCCACGGCAAUUUAAACCCCUAA